Auanema sp. JU1783 is the source of this 2349-nucleotide messenger RNA. The record is from the annotation of a GenBank genome assembly. NCBI's taxonomy places the organism in Eukaryota, Metazoa, Nematoda, Chromadorea, Rhabditida, Rhabditidae.
AUGUCUGUUGUAGGAUUUGAUAUCGGAAACCUUAAUUGCUACAUUGCUAUUGCCCGUCAGGGUGGUAUUGAAGUAAUCACCAAUGAUUACUCUCUCCAUGCUACUCCAGCUUGUGUUUCCUUUGGAGCGAAACAACGUUCCAUGGGAGUCGCUGCUCGUCAAUCUGUGAACAGCAACUUCAAGAACACCGUUCUGAACUACAAGCACUUGAUUGGACGCAAAUUCAGCGAUCCUAUCACCCAAAAGCUCAUCAAGUUGGUGCCAUGUGGAGCCGUUCAGCUCGAGAACGACAACAUAGGAAUCAAGGUUAGAUACCUCGAGAAAGAGGCAGUCUUCACUGUCGAACAGAUCUAUGCUUGUCUUCUUACUAAGCUCAAAGAGAUCGUCGAGAGCCAAGUAACUGAAAUCAAGAAAGUUUCUGAUUGUGUCGUCUCCAUUCCUGGCUUCUUCACUGAUGUGCAGAGAAGAGCUGUUAUUUCUGCUGUUCAAUGUGCAAACUUGAAUCCUCUCCGUAUCAUGAAUGAAAGCACCGCUAUCGCUCUUGCUUAUGGUAUCUACAAACAAGAUCUCCCUGAGGCUGUUGAGGGUGUCCGUCCCCGCCAUGUUGUUUUCUUGGACAUCGGACAUUCCGCUACACAAGCUUGUUUGGUCGCUUUCAACAAAGGAAGAUUACAAGUCUUGGCUUACAACUUUGACCUGGAUGUAGGAGGUCUGUACUUCGAUAUUCUCAUCGCUGAACACUUCUGUGCCGAGUUCAAAACCAAAUAUGGAAUUGACGCUUCCACUAGCCCUCGCGCCUGGUUGAGACUUCUCGAUGAAAGUGAGAAAGUUAAGAAGCAAAUGUCUGCCAACUCUACUCCCAUUCCAAUCAACAUCGAAUGUUUCAUGGAAGACAAAGAUGUUACAGCCAAACUCCAAAGAACCGAUUUCGAAAACUUGGCCACAAAUAAAUUCGAAAAAAUCUCAAACCUCCUUAAGCGUCUCGUAGCUGAAAGCGGUGUCAAUGUUGCUGAUAUCGACGAAAUCGAGAUUGUUGGAGGUUCUUCUAGAAUUCCAAUGGUUCGCACUAUCGUCAAGGAUAUCUUUGAUAAGGAUGCUAAGACCACCAUGAACCAAGAUGAAGCCGUAGCCAGAGGAGCUGCUAUGCAAUGUGCUAUUCUCUCUCCUGCAUUCCGUGUCAGAGAAUUCUCCGUUAAAGAUUGUCAACCUUACAGAAUCCAUCUCACUUGGAAGGGUGGCGCUCCAGAAGGAGGUGAAUCUGAUGUCUUCGUUGAGCGUGAUGAGUUCCCUUACUCCAAGGUCAUCACUUUGUACCGCAGCAGCGAUUUCCAAAUUGAUGCUAAGUAUGCCCUUCCUGAAACUGUACCACAUAGUACUUCAGACAUUGGGGUAUGGAAGUUCCGUGGUAUAACUCCUGCCGCCGAUGGACAAGCCAGAAAGGUUAAAGUGAAAGUUCGCGUUACUCCUAACGGUACCUUCACCAUUUGCUCCGCCUCUUCUACUGAGGUUAUCCCAGUUGAGGAAGAAGCACCUCAAGAGUCAAUGGAGGAAACCCCAGCUGAAGGAGCUGAAGCUAAACCAGCUGAGCCCAAGCAAAAAACUAAGUCCGUUGAGUAUGCCUUGGAUGAGUUGUUCCCCGAUGUCUACAACGGUCUUCAAUAUGCUGGAGUUGAGGAAGAGAUGCAGAGAGCCGAUUUAUUCGAAAAGAAGAAGGCUGACGCCAAAAACAGUGUUGAAGAGUACGUGUACGAAAUGCGUGAUAAGUUGUCCGAUCAACUCUCCGGAUUUGUUACCGGGGGAGAUGCUGAUAUGUUCCGCUCCUAUCUUUCUACCACUGAAGAGUGGCUUUAUGAUGAGGGAGAAGAUACCGAAAUCCAGGUAUACGAGGACAGACUUGCUGAGCUGAAGAAAAUCGGUGACCCAAUCGUUGAACGUUACCGCGAAUCGAUCUCGAGAAAGCCUGCUUUCGAUGCUUUCGAUCAAUCCAUCCUCCGUGUCCGUAAGGCUUAUGAGGAUUAUCGAAGUGGAGCCAACUAUGCUCAUAUUGAGAGCAAAGAUAUGGAGAAAGUGUGCAAUGCUAUUGAUGAGUACAAGAAAUGGAUUGAUGACGCUCGUCAACGUCAAGGAAACAAAUCUCAAACCGAAGCUCCUGUCGUAUUCGUUCACGAAAUUAAGCAACAACAAGAAGCCUUCGACUCUAUUGUUAAACCAAUUCUUAACAAAAAACCACCAAAACCACAACCUGCUCCAACCCCUGCUCCUCCAGCUGGUGGUGGAGCUCCAGGUGCUGCUCCGGGUGCUGCUCCAACAAACCCGGAUCCUUUAAGUUCGGAAAUGGAAGUUGAUUAA